Molecule: messenger RNA, 3570 nt
Organism: Chiloscyllium plagiosum (whitespotted bambooshark)
Lineage: Eukaryota; Metazoa; Chordata; Chondrichthyes; Orectolobiformes; Hemiscylliidae
Source: RefSeq, a predicted model, not a curated record
GCGCGCGAGAGAGAGAGAGAGAAAAGCCGGCUCCGCCAUCUUGGAAAAUAACCGUCCUCCUCCAUUAUCGGCGAUAACACACACACACACACACACGCCAUCUUCCUUCCCCCCCCCACCACCCCACCCCCCUACCCCUCUCUCCCUCCUCCCCACCCCCCUUCCUCUCCCUUCACCCUUCAAAUCCCCGAGCGGCAAAAGAGAGCCGGGCGCCCGGGCCGGACGGAUUGAGGUGGAUUGAGGGCGGAUGGCGCCGGCGUUCCUCGCGGGGAGGGAGAGAGAGGAGAGGGAAGCCUGAGGCCUACGGAUCUCCCGCCCGCCCGCUCGCUCGCUCGCGCGGCCCCGCGUCGAUCAUCGGACGCCGCCGCCGCCGCCGCCGCCGCCAUUUUCCAACUAAACACGGGGGACGGUCAUCGGGAGGACCCGUGUCGUAUCUUAACCAAACAUCGUGGAAGGAGAGAUUACAGACCUCAGGGAGACUGCACAGCAUCCAGGUGGGGUGUUCUUCAGUGGCAUCGAGCAGAGGCUGGGUCAGCAGGGGACCCAGUACCUGGACAGCUCGUCCCCGAGACCGGCUGUCCAGAAUGUGGUCAGCACCCAGUAUGCCCUGCAGCAGGUCCCCGGCACUUUGGCCACGCUGGAGUUCACGGAGGGUCUCAGCAUCAGCGGUGGAGCUGGCGGGUGUAAGAUGCAGACCAACUCUCCUCUACACUACAACACGCACCACAAUCAGAUUGCACACAGCAAGGAGAGAAUGACUGGCAGCAGCCCAGUCUCACCUGCUUCCUCGCCGGCCUCCAGCGCAGGUGGCUCCCCCGCACACGUGGGGUCACUCACCAAUGACUCGCUGGACGGACCCGCCACCUUCGCCUCAUCCAAGCUGCAGCCGGCGGAGGAGCUGGCCUGCGGGCUGUGGGUGCCUGACCUCGGGCCCUGUAACCAGGCCGUGAAGGGGCAGGCCUGGGACAAGGCACACGCUGAGAUCGCGGAGCAAGCCAAGCAUGAGGCCAAGAUUGAGCAUCGUAUUGCUGAGCUGCGGCGGGAGGGCCUGUGGUCCCUGAAGAGACUGAACCGGGUACAGGAAGCUGCCAGGCCCAAGUCCCACUGGGACUACCUGUGUGAGGAAAUGCAGUGGCUGUCGGCCGACUUUGCUCAGGAACGCCGCUGGAAGCGUGGCGUCGCCAGGAAGGUGGCCCGCACAGUCCUGCGUUUCCACGAGGAGCAGAGACAGAAAGAAGAGAAGGCCAAGAGGGACGAACAGGUCAAGCUGCGGCGGAUUGCUGCCUCCAUCGCCAAAGAUGUCAAGCAGUUCUGGACCAACGUGGAGAAGGUGGUGCAGUUCAAGCAGCAGUCUCGCCUGGAGGAGAAGCGUAAGAAGGCCCUGGACCUGCAGCUGGACUUCAUCGUGGGCCAGACCGAGAAAUACUCAGACCUGCUGAGCCAGAGCCUCAACGAGUCGCUGCCUGCCAGCAAGCCUGGCUCCUCCCAGCUCGGUUCCUCCCUGGCUGGCUCGGCACCUUCCACACCUCCCGUCUCCGGCUCGGCCACCGAGGAUGAAGACUUCCAGCCCCACGAGGAGGAGGACGAUGAGGAGACGAUAGAGGUGGAGGAGAAGCAGGCCGGCAAUGACGACGAGACACGGCGGCGGGAGAUAGAGCUGCUGCGGCGGGAGAGCGAGCUGCCCCUGGACGAGUUACUGCGCUCGCUGCCUGCCGGCCUGGUGGAGCAGGAGGGCGACAACGAUGAGGACGAAGAGAGUGGCGAGAGCAGCGGUAGUGAGUCUUCGGAAGAUCACAGGCCCAGGAGGGCGCUCCAGAACGCACACCGAUUCCCAACGAAGGAUAAACACGGGGGAGAAGCCAAUGACGAGGAGUUUACAGCAGAUGAGCGUGAAGCUGAGGAUGAGGAGGAGACCAUCGAGAUGGAGGAGGCGCUGGAAGGUGAGGUGGAUCACAAAGAGGAGCUCGAUGACCUCGCCAAGGAAAGUGAGAUGCCCGUGGAGGACUUGCUGAGGAAGUACACCGGGGCUUUCUCUGAUUCCUUCGAGACACCGGAUUCUGACUCUGAUGACAGUUCAGACUCUGAGGAGGAAGAUGACGAGACUACCACGGAAUAUGAGGAGGAGGAAGAAAGCAGCAGCUCAUCAGGCUCUGAGAACUCGAGUGCCACGGAUGAGGAUGAGGAGGAGGACGACGAUGCGGAGGACACCACCGAUGAGGACAUUGGGGUGGAGUACCUGAUCCAGGGGGAGGAUGGAGACGGCGAGCUGAACCGGGAACUGGCCCCAGGUGAUGCCAGGGGGCCCAAGAAGGAGAUCACCGACAUCGCGGCCGCUGCGGAAAGCCUCCAGCCCAAGGGCUACACCUUGGCCACAACCCAGGUGAAGACCCCCGUCCCCUCAUUACUGCGUGGGACCCUCCGCGAGUACCAGCACAUCGGCCUCGACUGGCUGGUCACCAUGUACGAGAAGAAGCUCAACGGGAUCCUGGCCGACGAGAUGGGCCUCGGCAAAACCAUCCAGACCAUCGCCCUGCUUGCCCACCUGGCGAUAGAGAAAUGCAACUGGGGUCCCCACCUGAUCAUCGUGCCCACGAGUGUGAUGCUCAAUUGGGAGAUGGAGUUCAAACGUUGGUGCCCCUCCUUCAAGAUCCUCACCUACUACGGUGUGCAGAAGGAGCGGAAACUCAAACGCCAGGGCUGGACCAAGCCAAAUGCCUUCCACGUCUGUAUCACCUCGUACAAACUGGUGCUCCAGGAUCACCAAGCGUUCCGCCGCAAAAACUGGAAAUACAUGAUCCUGGACGAGGCCCAGAACAUCAAAAACUUCAAGUCCCAACGCUGGCAGUCACUCCUGAACUUUAACAGCCAGCGUCGCCUCUUGUUGACUGGGACGCCGUUGCAGAACAGCCUGAUGGAGCUCUGGUCCCUCAUGCACUUCCUGAUGCCGCACGUCUUCCAGUCACACCGAGAGUUCAAGGAGUGGUUCUCCAACCCGCUGACAGGCAUGAUCGAGGGCAGCCAGGAGUACAACGAGAACCUAGUCAAGAGGCUGCACAAGGUUCUCCGACCAUUCCUCCUUCGCAGGAUCAAAGUGGAUGUGGAGAAACAGAUGCCAAAGAAAUAUGAGCACGUGGUGCAGUGUCGCCUCUCCAAACGGCAGCGGUACCUGUACGACGACUUCAUGUCCCAGGCUUCCACCAAGGAGACGCUGGAGACGGGCCACUUCAUGAGUGUCAUCAACAUCCUGAUGCAGCUCCGGAAGGUGUGUAACCACCCGAAUCUCUUUGACCCCCGGCCCAUCCACUCCCCCUUCAUCACCCGGGGCAUCUGCUACACCACCGCUUCCUGCGUCGUCCGGGCCCUCGAGUACCAACCCUUCAAGCAGGUGGAUCUUAGCAUCUUUGACCUGAUCAACAUCGAAGGUCGGCUGUCCCGCUAUGAGUCUGAGGUCUUCCUGCCCAAACACACAGUCACCAAGAAGCUGAUUGAGGAGAUUGCUGACGCUCCUGAUCCCCCUCCCCGACCCAAACCUGUCCGCAUGAAGGUCAACAGGUGAUGCUCCAGCCCACC